GUCCUGCUGGGGCCUGACAGCGACAGAUGCAGCACAUUGACAGGCCCCACGGCCGCGCCUGGAAUCCACGCCUUGCAUCACUCUGCCUGGCCUUCCACUUUCAUUGUGUUCUUUGAGCUUGUCACCAAACCCACUUCCAUUCUCCCUCAGUUACCUACACAUCUUUCUCUUUUCAACCAUCGCCAGACAGACGCGUAAGAAACAAUGGCGGUUGCUCAGGUGCCCCGCAACUUUAAGCUCCUCGCCGAGCUCGAGAAGGGCGAGAAGGGAAUGGGCGCAGGUGCCUGCUCCUACGGUCUCGAAGACCCCGAGGAUAUUCUCAUGACCCACUGGACCGGUACCAUCUGGGGUCCCCCUCACGGCAACCACGAGAACCGCAUCUACGAACUCAAGAUGGAGUGCGGCCCCAACUACCCCAAAGAGCCUCCCGUUAUCCACUUUGUUAGCCAGAUCAACCUUCCCGGUGUCAGCCAAACCGACGGCCGCGUCGAUCCCAACUACGUCGCCAUCCUGCGCGACUGGACUCGCAUCUCGGCCGAGCUUUCGAGAAACCCCCGCCCGAAAGAGGACCCCUUGAGCCUCGAGGCUGCCCUCAUUGCCAUUAGAAAGUAUAUGGAAGAGCACAAGAAGCUCCCGCAGCCUCCCGAGGGCUCCAAGUACCCCAUGUACAAGUAAACAUCUACCGCACGGUCAUUAUCGAUAGAAGCAACAGUCUCUUAAUACAUUCAUAUCAUGUUCUGGUGUUUGGGGUUUUGUUAUGGGAGCUAGGGAAGCAUUGGACAGUUCGUAUGCAAACCAAAGUUAUGGCGUAUUUACCACAAAGGUGACUCGUCCCGACAACUGCGUGAAUCACUCAUCGAGAGCGUUCCAAGGUUAAAAACAAUCUGCGAAUUGAUGUUUGUUAUGUCACCGACCGGUAUUAAUGGACGCACGUGACAGCGCGUUUGUGUUAAAGAUCAGAUAAAACAAUUAUGUCACUGGUCCCAUGUCUCCAC
Molecule: messenger RNA, 995 nt
Organism: Neurospora tetraspora
Lineage: Eukaryota; Fungi; Ascomycota; Sordariomycetes; Sordariales; Sordariaceae
Product: ubiquitin-conjugating enzyme E2 variant 1
Exons: 4
Coding region: 205-675 (156 amino acids)
Biological process (GO): DNA damage tolerance; protein K63-linked ubiquitination
Cellular component (GO): nucleus
Source: RefSeq, a predicted model, not a curated record